GAUCCUGCUCUAUAUCACAGAAGUUAGAGAUUUUAUUACCUCUGGGAAUUUGCCCUGAGGUAAAUAUAAAACCAGAGCACCAUCGGAAACACUGAAGAUUUCCCCUGUGGAUCCAGAGGCAGCAAGUUGUGAGGAUGGACGGGGUCUUUGGAUUGUCCGUUUUCUCUGUGUGGCAGUGGCAGGACGUUCGCAGUUUGCUCAUCUUCACUCUGGUCUUCUUGGUGAUAGCAGAGUGUUUGAGGACCCGUCGUCCCAGCGGCUUCCCUCCAGGACCCCGGGUGCUUCCUCUUGUGGGGACCAUGUUAUCCCUUGACUUUAACAAUCUCCACGGACAAAUGACCAAGUUAGCAGAGAAGUAUGGGAAUGUGUACAGCCUUAAGAUGGGCUCCUCCUGGAUAGUGGUGUUGAAUGGCCUUGACGCCCUGCAAGAAGGUCUACUCACCAACGGAGACAUCCUGGCGGACCGACCCUUAAUUCCUCUCCAUACUGACGUGCUUCCUGAUCUUGGUAUUAUCUUUACCAACGGAUACUUGUGGAAACAGCAAAGACGAUUUGCCCUCUUCACUCUCAAGUACUUUGGAGUUGGCAAGAAAUCCCUGGAAUCUACCAUACAGGAUGAAUUUAAUCACAUAUCUAGAGAGAUUGCUGGUCAUGAAGGCAAACCCUUCAAUCCUCACUUGGUUAUAAACAAUGCCGUGUCCAACAUCAUCUGCUCCCUGGUGUUUGGUCAUCGCUUUGAGUACGGCGAUGAGAAGUUUCUCACUUUGAUGAAGUUGAUUGACACGGCAACUCAAAUCGAGGGCUCCAUUUGGGCUCAGCUGUACAAUGGGUUUCCAACGCUGAUGAGACGUCUGCCGGGCCCUCACCACACUCUUCAGAAAAUCUAUGGUGAAAUGGUAAAGUUUAUGAAAAUAGAAAUCAAUCAGCACAAGAAAGACUGGGACCCCGCAGAGCCCAGAGACUUCAUCGACUGUUACCUGACUGAGAUUCAGAAGAAGGAUGAUAAAGAGGAUGCUGGUUUUCAUGAGAAUAAUUUGGUGAUGUGUUCGUUUGAUCUGUUCGGAGCCGGCACCGAGACCACAUCCACCACCCUGCGCUGGGCUCUGCUCUACAUGACAAAGCACCCUGAGAUUCAGGAGAAAGUCCAGGCUGAAAUAGACCAAGUGAUUGGACAGUCCAGGCAGCCGUGCAUGGAGGACCGUGCAGACCUUCCCUACACUGACGCCGUCAUCCACGAGGUGCAGAGGAUGGGCAACAUCGUUCCUCUGGGGCUGCCUCACUUCGCCAACAGGGACGUCAAGCUGGGAGGCUACUCACUCCCAAAGGGCGUUACAGUGAUUCCUAAUCUGACCUCGGUGCUGUUCGAGAAGAGCAAGUGGGAGACGCCCUUCACCUUCAACCCAGGACACUUUCUGAAUGAGGAGGGAAGGUUUGUGAAGAAUGCUGCUUUCGUCCCUUUCUCUGCUGGCAAGUACCAUCUCACAACAUUUUAAUGGACAAGAUUCUUUUUUUUUUUUACAAAUCUAUUGCAGCACUUCACCUUCUCCAUGCCUCCUGGGGUGGAGCCUGUCUUAAAGCCCCGUGUUAGCAUCAUUCUUUCACCCCAACACUUUGAAAUCUGUGCCACGCUGCGUUAAGUGUGACACUCACACAUCAUGAAGUUCUUCAUGCAUUAACAGGAGUCACAAUGUCAGUUUUACUGGUGACCUUUGGUGUCUUUAAGCUGCAAUAAUGAAUAUUUUGGCCACUUGGAUGCAGAAGAAGUUUACAACAAGCUUGACACAUUAUCGACUUUUGUUAUAUUUGCUUUGGCCCAGUGUUCUGGAUAACCUUUGCCUCUUGACGGUUCACUUCUGUGAAUCAAUAUUAGCUUUGUUUCCGGCAGAAUUCAAUAUCCAAUAUACAGUAUAUAUAGUAUCCAAUAUUGUGUCUCCACCAUCCCCUGAAGAAUCAUAUAUGUUCCACCUUGCUUUCCUACUGCUGCAGCUGCCAUCUGAUGCAAGGCAGGUAAAACAAUGAGCUAAAGACAGACAGAUGCAGAGUUAGGUGACAGUAACCUGUUGUUGGUUUGUCUCUGUGUGAAGCUUUUCAAUUCCAAUUUUACAAUUUUAUUGUGAAAAUCCAAAAUUUCCUGGAGGUCUGUGUGUAGAUACAUUCAUUUUUAUGACCUCAGCCAAGGAGUUUAUUUUUUCAGGUUGUGUUUUUGUUAGCUGGAGGGCUAGUGGAAUUAUGCAAGAACUAUUAAACCAAUUUGCAUUUGCACGGAUGGUCCUUGGGAAGAACCUAUCUUCAACACAUGUAAAUUAAGGGUAAG
Molecule: messenger RNA, 2314 nt
Organism: Hippoglossus stenolepis (Pacific halibut)
Lineage: Eukaryota; Metazoa; Chordata; Actinopteri; Pleuronectiformes; Pleuronectidae
Product: cytochrome P450 2J2-like
Exons: 9
Biological process (GO): xenobiotic metabolic process
Cellular component (GO): intracellular membrane-bounded organelle; cytoplasm
Molecular function (GO): iron ion binding; oxidoreductase activity, acting on paired donors, with incorporation or reduction of molecular oxygen, reduced flavin or flavoprotein as one donor, and incorporation of one atom of oxygen; heme binding
Source: RefSeq, a predicted model, not a curated record